AAAUAUAUCGUUCCAAUACUGGUCUUUCGUCAGCUUCGGACUAUCUUGAUGCAUUUCGUCCACAAUCACAUAGGACACCUGCAAUGAAAUCGAACAACGACCGUGUAUCCGAGGUAGAGAUACCUUGCCCGGAACAAGACGGUUCUAUCAAGUAUGUAGAGAAAUUGAUAAACAGAUUAAAUGGACUUUCAGCCGGAACCGAUAACUCCUCGUUCGUGCUAAAGAUAUCGUGUAGAAUCAAAAAUAUUUAUGUGAUCGGCAGUAUCAAUGCGUCAUCUGUGAGACUGGGUGAUUCGGAAUUUGGUAAAGAUUUUACAACCAAGAAAGUAACCCCAGUUACGACGACCAAGUUACCUGGAUAUAAUUACUCAAAGUUCAAGCCCACUAAAACAUGUAUGCCGGAGUAUUUCGAUAAAUCCAGGAGCACAGAACCGUCUGUAGUUACAUCGAAAGUUCUACGGCCAUCUACGGCUAUCGAACAAGAAACGGAAAGUAAGAUAGGAAACAAUUGUCAUUGUCCUUCUAGAGACAACGUAUGA
Messenger RNA from Sipha flava (yellow sugarcane aphid), 539 nucleotides. RefSeq lists its product as uncharacterized. The transcript has 2 exons. Bases 84 to 539 code for a protein of 151 amino acids. Lineage: Eukaryota; Metazoa; Arthropoda; Insecta; Hemiptera; Aphididae. The record is from RefSeq and is a predicted model, not a curated record.